Molecule: messenger RNA, 1251 nt
Organism: Loa loa (African eye worm)
Lineage: Eukaryota; Metazoa; Nematoda; Chromadorea; Rhabditida; Onchocercidae
Exons: 9
Coding region: 14-1147 (377 amino acids)
Biological process (GO): protein transport
Source: RefSeq, a predicted model, not a curated record
UUCAGAAGAGGAUAUGUCGAUCAGCUGGGGAACACAGUACUCGAAGCUGAAAACGAAUCUUCGUUUGGCAAUUAAUCGUUUGAAAUUAUUAGAGAAGAAGAAAACUGAGAUGGCACUGAAAUCACGCACCGAAAUUGCUGAUUUCAUUGCAAACCACAAGGAAGACCGUGCUCGUAUCAGAGUAGAACAUAUCAUAAGAGAGGAUUUCCUUGUCGAAGCAUACGAGUUGCUAGAAAUGUAUUGCGAUCUUAUUCUGGCACGAUUUGGUCUCAUACAGCAAAUCAAGCAACUUGACGAUGGAAUUGCUGAAGCAGUAAUCAAUAUUAUAUGGGCUGCUCCUCGUGUGGCAACAGAUGUGAGUGAAUUCAAGGUGAUUAAUGACCAGCUGACUAUGAAAUAUGGCAAAGCUUUUGCUGAAGCAGCACAUAAUAACCAGCUAGAAUAUCCUGCCAAAGUAUCACCAAAGUUGAUGGCCAAACUAAGCGUACAAGCGCCUCCAAAACUCUUGGUAGAGCGAUAUAUGAUUGAAAUUGCAAAGUGUGCAGGAAUACCAUUCACUCCUGAUCCAAAUAUUAUGCGUGAAGACGAAGUUGCUGCUGCUGAACAGAUGUUGAUCGAUUUUAAAAAUCAUGGAGGACAAGGUUAUGGUUGGAUGUAUCCCGAUGGCAGUAGUUCAGAUAAUAAAAAGCCACCUUCCCCACCGACGAAUGAAGGAUCUGGGUACUAUCCCGGGCCACCACCACCUCCUCCUGCUGGAUUUAAAGGUGCUUUCGGUGGAAGUGGUGAGGUAGGUAUUCCAGCUUCUGCACCAGUGUCAGACCCAACUAAUUAUGGUGCUCAUAAUUAUCCUUGUUUGAAUCAAGUCGAUGAUUCAUCGAGGGACAUCAAAAUCAAACCGAAUACAUCACCGGGUGUUCCAUCGGCGCCUCCCACAGAUGCCAAUUCGGUUCCUCCAAAAAUGAAUCUUGUAGAACCAGAGUUCCCAGAACCACCGAACGAUUUACCGGGAUCAUUCGACUCAGCAUCGUUUCCAUUAACGAAAAGUAAUGAUGAACAGCAGUUAGGUGUUGUUGGUAGCAAUGAUGAGCUUGAUUUUGAUGAUUUAGCAAAACGCUUUGAUAUGCUAAAGAAGAAAAAUAUCAAAUAAGUGUCACGUUUUUAAAAUAUAUUCAUUCGAAAGUUUCAUUUGUUCCAUAUAUUUACUUUAUUUAUGUUAUAGUGUUAUCCGAAAACAAAGCACUUUAUUCACAA